CAAAUGCCAACUGCACAAAUGAAAUAGGAAGUUACAAUUGCUCAUGUCUUGAUGGAUUCACUGCAACAAACUCAAGUCUCUCCAUCAGUAUUAAUAACACAUGUAGAGAUGUGGAUGAAUGUGUUGAGAUACCAGACGUCUGUGGUCCAAACUCAAUCUGCAACAACACUGUUGGGAGUUACAAUUGCUCGUGCAUGAGUGGAUAUAAUGUAACAGACCCAAACCUCCCUAUAAACAGCAAUAACACAUGUGAAGAUAUAGAUGAAUGUCUGUUCAGUCCAUCUGUAUGUGGUCCAGAUUCCAACUGCACAAAUGAAAUGGGAAGUUACAAUUGCUCAUGUCUGGAUGGAUUCACUGCAACAAACUCAAGUCUAUCCAUCAGUAUUAAUAACACAUGUAGAGAUGUGGAUGAAUGUGUUGAGAUACCAGACGUCUGUGGUCCAAACUCAAUCUGCAACAACACUGUUGGGAGUCACAAUUGCUCGUGCAUGAGUGGAUAUAAUGUAACGGACCCAAACCUCCCUAUAAACAGCAAUAACACAUGUAAAGAUAUUCAUGAAUGUCUUGAUUCAGUAUCAGUGUGUGGACCGAACUCUCACUGUUACAAUUACAACGGAAGCUUCUCAUGCGUUUGUUGGGAAGGAUAUAACGUCUCAGAUGCAAAUAAAGAUGUUUCCAAAAGUAAUCCGUGCAUUGAUAUAAAUGAAUGUCUGUUCAAUGCAUCUGUUUGUGGUCCAAAUGCCAACUGCACAAAUGCAAAGGGAAGUUACAAUUGCUCAUGUUUGGAUGGAUUCACUGCAACAAACUCAAGUCUCCACAUCAGCAUCAAUAACACAUGUAGAGAUGUGGAUGAAUGUGUUGAGAUAUCAGGUGUCUGUGGUCCAAACUCAAUCUGCAACAACACUGUUGGGAGUCACAAUUGCUCGUGCAUGAGUGGAUAUAAUGUAACAUACCCAAACCUCCCUAUAAACAGCAAUAACACAUGCAAAGAUAUUCAUGAAUGUCUUGACUCAGUAUCAGUGUGUGGGCCAAACUCUCACUGUUACAAUUACAACGGAAGCUUCUCAUGCUUUUGUUGGGAUGGAUAUAAUGUCAGUGAUGGAAAUACAGCUAUUAGUCAAGGCAACCCAUGCACUGAUAUAAAUGAAUGUGUGUUCAGUUCAUCUGUUUGUGGUCCAAAUUCCAACUGCACAAAUGUAAUGGGAAGUUACAAUUGCUCAUGUGUGGGUGGAUUCACUGCCAACAAUUCAAGUCUCACCAUCAGCGUCAAUAACACAUGUAGAGAUGUGGAUGAAUGUGUUGAGAUAUCAGACGUCUGUGGUCCAAACUCAAUCUGCAACAACACUGUUGGGAGUCACAAUUGCUCGUGUAUGAGGGGAUAUAAUGUCACAGACGCAAACCUCCCUAUAAACAGCAAUAACACAUGUGAAGAUGUGGAUGAAUGUGUUGAGAUAUCAGACAUCUGUGGUCCAAACUCAAUUUGCAACAACACUGUUGGGAGUCACAAUUGCUUGUGCAAGAGUGGAUAUAAUGUAACAGACACAAACCUCCCUAUAAACAGCAAUAACACAUGUGAAGAUGUAGAUGAAUGUGUUAAGAUACCAGGUGUCUGUGGUCCAAACUCAAUCUGCAACAACACUGUUGGGAGUCACAAUUGCUCGUGCAAGAGUGGAUAUAAUGUCACAGACGCAAACACCCCUAUAAACAGCAAUAACACAUGUGAAGAUAUAAAUGAAUGUCUGUUCAGUUCAUCUGUAUGUGGCCCAAAUGCCAACUGCACAAAUGAAAAGGGAAGUUACAAUUGCUCAUGUCUGGAUGGAUUCACUGCAACAAACUCAAGUCUCCACAUCAGCAUCAAUAACACAUGUAGAGAUGUGGAUGAAUGUGUUAAGAUACCAGAUGUCUGUGGUCCAAACUCAAUCUGCAACAACACUGUUGGGAGUCACAAUUGCUCGUGCAAGAGUGGAUAUAAUGUAACAGACGCAAACCUCGCUAUAAACAGCAAUAACACAUGUGAAGAUGUAGAUGAAUGUGUUAAGAUACCAGGUGUCUGUGGUCCAAACUCAAUCUGCAACAACACUGUUGGGAGUCACAAUUGCUCGUGCAAGAGUGGAUAUAAUGUCACAGACGCAAACAUCCCUAUAAACAGCAAUAACACAUGUGAAGAUGUGGAUGAAUGUGUUAAGAUACCAGAUGUCUGUGGUCCAAACUCAAUCUGCAACAACACUGUUGGGAGUCACAAUUGCUCGUGCAAGAGUGGAUAUAAUGUAACAGACGCAAACCUCGCUAUAAACAGCAAUAACACAUGUGAAGAUGUAGAUGAAUGUGUUAAGAUACCAGGUGUCUGUGGUCCAAACUCAAUCUGCAACAACACUGUUGGGAGUCACAAUUGCUCGUGCAAGAGUGGAUAUAAUGUCACAGACGCAAACAUCCCUAUAAACAGCAAUAACACAUGUGAAGAUGUGAAUGAAUGUGUUAAGAUACCAGAUGUCUGUGGUCCAAACUCAAUCUGCAACAACACUGUUGGGAGUCACAAUUGCUCGUGCAAGAGUGGAUAUAAUGUAACAGACGCAAACCUCCCUAUAAACAGCAAUAACACAUGUGAAGAUGUAGAUGAAUGUGUUAAGAUACCAGGUGUCUGUGGUCCAAACUCAAUCUGCAACAACACUGUUGGGAGUCACAAUUGCUCGUGCAAGAGUGGAUAUAAUGUCACAGACGCAAACACCCCUAUAAACAGCAAUAACACAUGUGAAGGAAGUUACAAUUGCUCAUGUCUGGAUGGAUUCACUGCAACAAACUCAAGUCUCCACAUCAGCAUCAAUAACACAUGUAGAGAUAUAAAUGAAUGUCUGUUCAGUUCAUCUGUAUGUGGUCCAAAUGCCAACUGCACAAAUGAACAGGGAAGUUACAGUUGCUCAUGUCAAGGUGGAUUCACUGCAACAAACUUAAGUCUCCCCACCAGCAUCAAUAACACAUGUACAGUACCACCAGCAACAUUUGUACCUACACCUACACUUACAACAACAACAACAACAGCACCACCAACACCUACUACACUGUCUACAACAACCACUAUAGCUACAACAACCAAUACAACUACAACAACCAAUACAACUACAACACCUUCUCCAACAACCACUACAGCUACAACAACCAAUACAACUACAACACCUUCUCCAACAACCACUACAGCUACAACAACCAAUACAACUACAACACCUUCUCCAACAACCACUACAGCUACAACAACCAAUACAACUACAACACCUUCUCCAACAACCACUACAGCUACAACAACCAAUACAACUACAACACCUUCUCCAACAACCACUACAGCUACAACAACCAAUACAACUACAACACCUACUCCAACAACCACUCCAACACCUUCUCCAACAACCACUACAGCUACAACAACCAAUACAACUACAACACCUUCUCCAACAACUACUACAACUACAACAACCAAUACAACUACAACACCUUCUCCAACAACCACUACAACUACAACACCUUCUCCAACAACCACUACAGCUACAACAACCAAUACAACUACAACAACUUCUCCAACAACCACUACAACUACAAUACCUACUAUAACUACAAAAGCAGUUACAACCAUAACACUACCACCAACAGCAGCUGUAACAACACCUGCAAUAGUACCACCAACAGCAGCUGUAGCAACACCUGCACCUGCAAUAGUACCACCAACAGAAGCUGUUCUUCAAAUGUCAAUGAGAAUAGAAGACAUUUUUGAUACCAGUCUCAGCAACCCAAAUAAUGAGAAGUUCAUACUCUAUGCCAGUAAAAUUGAGUCAGCAAUUGAAGAAAGUUACAAAAAUGUGCCUGCCUACAUAAAAGGUUCAGUAAGUGUCACUCGAUUUAGGCCUGGUAGCAUUAUAGCAGACUAUGAAUUUAAAUCAACAACCAGCAGCCCCAACAGCCCAGCAUUUGUAGCAGCAAACACACAGCUCAUCAGCGCUCUCAAAGCUAAAGGAAUCGAUGUAGCUCCGGAUACUUUUGCUCAAAGUGAGCAAAAGAACCUGUCUACUGCAGAAAAAUGGUAUCCUGAGCAAAAUAUGGUGCUGAAAUGCGAACGCCCAGAGUCUGUUGCGGGUGAAAUGAGAUGGACAGUGAAUGGCCAAGAUCCUACAUUAAACAAAGUUAAAUACAUCAUUUCAGAUAACAGUAGCACUCUAACUGUGAUCAACGUCAACGAGCGUGACAAAGGUCGAUACAUGUGUAUCAUAGACAGGACAAUACCUUACAUUCAGUGGCAAGAUAUAGUUAUUGAACCACUUCCUAAUAUCAUAGUGGGUGAAAAUGAAAGAAAGUUCCAGUGUGUACCCCAGACUGUUUCACUGAAAUGCUGUGAAGAAAAGAACCGUGUGGAGUGGACCCAGACAACUUCUGAUGAUGAAGUGACUUCAGAGGAUGGAUGCAUCACAUUAAAACAUACAAUCAAAAGUGGAAAUUGUGGAAGUAAAUCCUUUACCUGUCGACUCACGAACCCGGUGCUUCAAGGUUUCACCUACACCAGUAAAAGUGUUACUGUUAACAAAGUCAAUGAAGAGUUUACCUGUAAGGAUGGAACACUUGGGGAUGGAAAGGAAGGUGAUACUUUGACAGGACCUUGUAAAAAAGGCAAGGAAGGCAUCAUAAAAUAUAGAUGUAGAUCAGGUGAAUGGGAGUCUGACGAGUCAAACUGUGUACUUCAAGUUAUCAAAGACCUUGAAAAGGAAGUUAAGGUCUUGGAUGCGCAGGACAUACCAGUGUUUGUUGCUGAGCUUAGUAAUGCUACAGAGAAGAAUGAUAAAGAAAUAACACAGUCUUCUGUGACUGUCCAAACCAUUGUUGGAAUACUUAAAAAAGUUGCUGAUGUUUCACAAAACAUUACCAUCAAUCAGCCUGUGAUGGAGGAUUUCCUUAAAACAGUGGAUAUCCUUGUUUCGACAUCAGCCAUUGAUACAUGGAAAAAAUUGAACAAUGACAACAGGACAGAUGACACCAGCACAGCACUUCUUAGCGCUAUUGAGAUUAUUAGUAGCCGUCUCACAAAUUCCAGUUUUAGGAUUAUUGAAAAAUCAAUUGAGUUAAAUAGAAAUGUAACAACCAGCACCUCAUAUAGUGAAAUAUCAAACCUGCCAAACUCAACUACUGAGAUUCAGAUACCAGAGAUUCCUGUAUCCACUCUUAUAACUGUCAUAGUCUUCACAAGUCUUGACAAUGUCCUACCUACUCGAGAUACUAGUACCAGUAGUACUAAUGACACUAGCAAAUCAAAUGUGCGCAUCAAUGGAGAUGUGGUUGUUGUUCAGGUUGACAACAAUGUAAUUAACAACAUAUCUUUUGCGUUUGACAUUACUGAUCAGUCUUUGGGAAAUCCUCAGUGUGUCUUUUGGAACUUUAAUCUUGACGCAUGGGAUUCCACUGGAUGUGAAGUAAAACCCUAUAUAAGUGAAGGGAAUGAAACUGGCAAGAUUACAUGUGAAUGCAACCACACAACCUCUUUUUCAAUCCUAAUGUCACCAUUUUCCCCUAAAAUCGACGCCUUAGAAUAUAUAACUUACAUUGGUGUAUCGAUUUCAAUGGCCAGCUUGAUUUUGUGCCUCAUUAUUGAGAUCAUCGUGUGGAAGUCAAUGACAAGAAAUGACACAUCCUAUAUGCGACAUGUCUCUAUAGUCAACAUUGCCGUGUCCCUGCUAAUUGCAAAUAUCUGUUUUAUCAUUGGAGCUGCAAUCGCAAAAUACGAGCAGCCACCCUCAGCAAAUAGCUGCAGUCCAGUGGUUUUCUUCAUGCACUUUUUUUACCUGGCUCUUUUCUUCUGGAUGUUAAUGUCAGCGCUGUUGCUCUUUUACCGUACAGUCAUGGUCUUGUCUCAAAUGUCAAGGGCCAAAAUGAUGGUCAUUGCCUUCACGGUCGGUUAUGGUGCACCUUUGCUCAUAGCGGUCAUCACUGUUGCAUCAACAGCUGGACCUCAAAAUUAUAUUUCCAAAAGAAAUGCAUGCUGGCUGAACUGGUUUGAAUCAAAGGCCCUGCUGGCAUUUGUGAUUCCAGCUCUCACUAUUGUAGCCAUAAACCUUGUGGUUUUGAUUGUGGUUCUGUACAAGAUGUUGAGGAGAGGAGUUGGUGCUGCAACUCAACCAGAUGAGAAACAUGCUCUGGUGGUCAUUGCCAGAUGUGUGGCCAUUUUGACUCCUAUCUUUGGUCUAACAUGGGGAUUUGGUAUUGGAACCAUGGUGUCACCGAAUAAAGGCAUUCAUGUGGUGUUUGCACUCCUCAAUUCACUGCAGGGAUUCUUUAUUUUGGUGUUUGGAACGCUUUUGGACAGCAAGAUCCGUGAGGCUCUGGCAGGAAGGCUGUCUCUAAGGAACCUUACCAGCUCUAACCAAACCAGGAGUACUAGUGCAGGACCAUCAUCUUCAAGCGGACUGGGUUUCUUUCAAAGGAUGCGGAGAAGAAAUGUGUACAACGUAUCUGAAGCCAGCGCUUUAUCAGCAGCUACAUCUUCACACAGCUCCAGUGGCUCAGAUACUUUUGUGAAUGCAUAAUCAGCUACUUAAUUAACUAUAGCCAAAUUUAUUAAAUGUUAAACAGCCUUUUCCAGACAAGUUUUCUACAUUGCUAGUAUAUGUAAACUGCACUAUCAGUUACUUAUUUCUGGGAAGAAGUGUUUCUAUGUUCUGAUAUAUUAAUAUAAAAAUGGCUUACAAUCUACAGAUCUAAUAUUAAAUUAAGGAUACAUUUUAAUAUCAUGAUGCAGUUGGCAUGAUUGCAUACACUUUCAUUUAAAACAGAAAUAUUAUAUCAGUAAUAAAGGUCUGGAGAAAUAUC
Molecule: messenger RNA, 6837 nt
Organism: Onychostoma macrolepis
Lineage: Eukaryota; Metazoa; Chordata; Actinopteri; Cypriniformes; Cyprinidae
Product: serine-rich adhesin for platelets-like
Exons: 39
Coding region: 195-6554 (2119 amino acids)
Biological process (GO): G protein-coupled receptor signaling pathway; cell surface receptor signaling pathway
Cellular component (GO): membrane
Molecular function (GO): calcium ion binding; G protein-coupled receptor activity
Source: RefSeq, a predicted model, not a curated record